AUGUACGACCUUGAUGUCCAUGCCCAAAUCAAAGAGGCUGCUAAUAAAGAGGCUGUUGAGGAAGAGGGGGCUGAGGAAGAGGGUGCUGAGGAAGAGGUGGAUAAUGUGGAGGAAGAAGUGCAUCUGGUGUCUAAUGAUGAAGUGGAAAAGCUAAAGAAAGACAUGUUAGAUUUACAAGAAGGAAUGUUGAAGAUCAAUAAAAGUAUGGAAGAUGAAGGUUCCAAGGAUUGUGAGGGGGAAAGUUCAAAGGAUAGUGAGGAAGAAGGUGACGAGGACAAAGGUGAAGAAGGUGAAGAAGGUGAGAAGGAUGAAGUAGUUGGUCAAAAGAGGACGAGGAAGCCAUCAGAUGUAAAUAAGUCUCCCUACACCACCAUGACGGAGGAAAAGAAGAGGAAGAAAGUAAAAUCCAAGAAAGACUGA
Molecule: messenger RNA, 420 nt
Organism: Arabis nemorensis
Lineage: Eukaryota; Viridiplantae; Streptophyta; Magnoliopsida; Brassicales; Brassicaceae
Source: the annotation of a GenBank genome assembly